Molecule: messenger RNA, 2559 nt
Organism: Talaromyces proteolyticus
Lineage: Eukaryota; Fungi; Ascomycota; Eurotiomycetes; Eurotiales; Trichocomaceae
Product: putative DNA repair and transcription protein
Exons: 5
Coding region: 1-2559 (852 amino acids)
Biological process (GO): mRNA splicing, via spliceosome; generation of catalytic spliceosome for first transesterification step
Cellular component (GO): post-mRNA release spliceosomal complex; U2-type catalytic step 2 spliceosome; Prp19 complex
Molecular function (GO): protein binding
Source: RefSeq, a predicted model, not a curated record
AUGCCCGGGACAUUACUCACUCCUCGAUCCAAGCGGCACCACGCGCAAAUGGAGCGAACCUCAGCGGCAGAGCCAGAUCUUUAUUUGAUCUCAAGCGAGGAUGUGAUCUACGAGCAGGAUCUUCUCCGAGAUCCCGGGAGCAUCAAACCAUGGCUGUCCUACAUUGAAUACAAGAAGCAAAAUGGAACACUCUACGAACAAGCCUUCGUUAUGGAACGGGCAUGCAAGCAAUUACCUCGGUCCUACAAGUUAUGGAAACUAUACCUCGAAUUUCGAACCAAUCAUCUGCGUGGCCGCAAUCCUGCUCUUCACCAUGACGAAUACCACAAAGUUAAUGGGCUUUUCGAGCGUGCCUUGGUCUUGCUCAAUAAAAUGCCUCGAGUAUGGGAAAUGUAUUUGUCUUUUUUGUUGGAGCAACCAUUGGUCACACAGACUCGUCACACCUUUGAUCGCGCGCUUAGAGCUCUACCAAUUACUCAGCAUAACCGGAUUUGGAAGCUAUAUAAGUCUUUCGCUCGGUCGGCUUCGGGUGAUACCGCCAUCCAAAUAUGGGGACGGUACAUGCAAGUCCACCCUGAGACUACAGAAGACUACAUUGAGUUUCUUGUGGAACUUGGCCACUACACAGAAGCUGUUAAGAAGUAUAUGGCAAUUCUCAAUGAUGCAGCUUUUCGGUCAAAAGAAGGCAAGGGUCACUUUCAGAUUUGGAGCGAAAUGGUGGAGCUGCUCGUGAACAAGGCCAAACAAAUCGACACCAAGGCUCAUGGAGGUAUAGAUGUUGAAUCUAUCAUUCGCAGCGGUAUUGAUCGAUUUUCUGACCAAAGAGGGAGACUUUGGGCGGGACUUGCAACUUACUGGAUAACCAAGGGUAAUUUUGAAAAGGCGAGAGACGUCUUUGAAGAAGGUAUCACUACGGUCAUGACUGUACGCGACUUCACUAUGAUCUUUGAUUCUUAUGUGGAGUUUGAAGAGUCCAUUAUCGGCACCCUGAUGGAUCAAGCCGCUAUUCGGUCCAAGAAAGGAAAGGUUGAUGAAGAUGCAGAUUUCGACCUUGAUUUGCGCAUGUUACGGUUUGAGCAGUUGAUGGAUAGGCGGCCAUUCCUUGUGAAUGACGUUCUCCUCAGACAGAAUCCGAAUAACGUUAUUGAAUGGGAAAAGCGAGUUGGUCUGUGGGGUGAGAAUAAGACUGAGGUUGUCAAUACUUAUACCGCUGCUAUUGCUGCCAUAAACCCUAAGAAGGCACACGGUAAGUUCCAUGAGUUGUGGGUCAACUACGCCAAAUUCUACGAGCAAGGAGGCGAUCUUGAUACUGCCCGGAUCAUAUUUGAUAAAGCUGUCAAAGUACCUUUUAAGACAGUUGCGGAGUUAGCCGAGACGUGGUGCGAAUGGGCUGAAAUGGAACUUCGGAAUGAAAACUUCGAUAGGGCCGUCAGUAUCAUGACCAAAGCUACUCAAGCUCCGAAGAGAUCCACAGUGGACUAUUUUGAUGAAACCCUUUCUCCUCAGCAGCGAGUACACAAGAGUUGGAAACUUUGGAGUUUCUAUGUGGACCUUGUAGAAAGCGUCGGCACCAUCGAUGAAACCAAGAAAAUUUACGACAGAAUUUUCGAGCUACGAAUUGCCACGCCUCAGACUGUGGUCAACUUCGCCAAUCUUCUAGAGGAAAAUCAGUACAUCGAAGAGUCUUUUAAAGUCUACGAGCGUGGUUUGGAUCUAUUCAGCUAUCCGGUCGCAUUUGAACUUUGGAAUUUAUACUUGACAAAGGCGGUGGAUCGCAAAAUCAGCAUUGAAAGGCUGCGAGAUCUUUUCGAACAGGCGCUGGAUGGGUGCCCUCCAAAAUUUGCCAAGGUAUUGUAUUUAAUGUAUGGCAACUUGGAGGAAGAAAGAGGCCUUGCCAGACACGCUAUGCGUAUUUAUGAACGUGCCACUAGGGCUGUCUCCGAUGAGGAUCGCUUCGAGAUGUUCAACUUCUAUAUUACUAAAUCCGCAUCCAACUUCGGUCUGACCUCAACGCGGCCAGUUUAUGAGCGGGCAAUUGCUGCUUUGCCAGAUAACGAGGCUAAAGAUAUGUGCCUCAAGUUUGCGGAGAUGGAGAGAAGACUCGGUGAAAUUGAUCGUGCUCGUUUAAUCUAUGGACAUGCUUCGCAAUUUUGUGAUCCCCGAACCAAUGCAGGUUUUUGGCAGAAAUGGGAAGCAUUUGAGGUCCAGCAUGGGAACGAAGACACGUUCAAGGAAAUGCUCCGCAUCAAAAGAAGUGUCCAGGCACAGUAUAACACUGAUGUCAACUUUAUUGCAUCCCAAGCUAUUGCUCGCAGUCAGCAACAACGUUCCCAACAGAAUGGUGAAGCAGAAAUGCAAGACGAAGAACCAGAAAAAGAACAAGCAGAUGCCAUGGCAGCACUGGAGCGCCAAGCCCGUGCUCCAGUUGGAUUUGUUGCUGCAAGCACUGGGCCAGAGGGCGGAAAUCGUCCCCCACCUGCUUCUCAAGAGCCUGUACCUCCGAUAAAUGCCAAUCCCGACGCCAUCGACCUAGAUGAUGAUGAGGACAUGGAUGAGUGA